UCGGCUGCUGGGUGUGAUUGUCGCUGAGCUGGAGCUAUGUUUUGCAGCCAGUAUGACAAUGAUGUCACCCUUUGGAGCCCUCAGGGUGGGAUUCAUCAGAUUGAAUAUGCAAUGGAAUCUGUUAAACAGGGUUCUGCCACAGUUGGUCUGAAGUCAAAAACACAUGCAGUGUUGGUUGCAUUGAAGAGGGCACAGUCAGAACUUGCAGCUCACCAGAAGAAAAUUCUCCAUGUUGAUAACCAUAUUGGUAUCUUGAUUGUGAAUCUGACUGUUGAUGCUCAACUGUUAUGUAAUUUUAAGCACCAGGAGUGUUUGGAUUCCAGAUUUGUAUUUGACAGACCACUUCCUGUGUCUCGCCUUGUGUCUCUAAUUGGAAGCAAGACCCAGAUCCCAACACAGCGCUAUGGCCAGAGACCAUACGGUGUUGGAUUGCUUAUUGCUGGUUAUGAUGAUAUGGGCCCUCACAGUUUCCAAACUUGUCCGUCCGCCAACUAUUUUGACUGCAGAGCCAUGUCUAUUGGAGCCUGUUCUCAAUCAGCUCGGACUUACCUGGAGAGACAUAUGCCUGAAUUUAUGGAGUGCAAUUUGGAUGAGCUGGUUAAACAUGGUCUGCGUGCCUUAAGAGAAACAUUCCUUGCAGAGCAGGACCUGACCACAAAGAAUGUUUCCAUUGGAAUUGUUGGUAAAGACUUGGAGUUUGCAAUCUAUGAUGAUGAUGAUGUGUCUUUUUUCCUGGGUGGUCUUGAAGAAAGACAACAGAGAAAAGCACAGCCAUCACAGGCUGCUGAUGAGCCUGCAGAAAAAGCAGAUGAACCAAUGGAGCGCUAA
Alexandromys fortis (reed vole) is the source of this 828-nucleotide messenger RNA. Its product is annotated as proteasome subunit alpha type-1-like. The record is from RefSeq and is a predicted model, not a curated record. Gene Ontology annotation, biological process: ubiquitin-dependent protein catabolic process; proteasomal protein catabolic process. Gene Ontology annotation, cellular component: proteasome core complex, alpha-subunit complex; nucleus; proteasome core complex. The coding region runs from base 37 to 828 and encodes 263 amino acids. The transcript has a single exon. NCBI's taxonomy places the organism in Eukaryota, Metazoa, Chordata, Mammalia, Rodentia, Cricetidae.